This is a messenger RNA of Terrapene triunguis (Three-toed box turtle), 2035 nucleotides long. It is a transcript of the gene YKT6, whose product is annotated as YKT6 v-SNARE homolog. The transcript has 8 exons. NCBI's taxonomy places the organism in Eukaryota, Metazoa, Chordata, Testudines, Emydidae. Gene Ontology annotation, cellular component: Golgi apparatus. The record is from RefSeq and is a predicted model, not a curated record. The coding region runs from base 107 to 703 and encodes 198 amino acids. Gene Ontology annotation, molecular function: SNAP receptor activity. Gene Ontology annotation, biological process: endoplasmic reticulum to Golgi vesicle-mediated transport.
GGCGCGGCGUCUCCUUCCUCCGCCCACUGCCCAGUCAGUCGCAGCAACCGCCGGAGCCGCAGGAGGGAGGCGGGACCUGCCCGGCGGCUGCUGGGGAGGCGCCAGGAUGAAGCUUUACAGCCUAAGUGUCCUUUACAAAGGCGACCCCAAAGUGCACUUGCUGAAAGCCGCCUACGACUUGUCCUCGUUCAGCUUCUUCCAGAAAACCAGUGUUCAGGAAUUCAUGACCUUCACGAGCCAGCUGAUUGUAGAGCGGUCAGUGCUGGGCAGCCGAGCGUCAGUGAAGGAACAAGAAUACCUCUGCCAUGUGUACGUGCGAAAUGACAGACUGGCUGGAGUGGUGAUCGCAGACAACGAGUAUCCACCGCGUGUGUGUUUCACCUUGCUGGAGAAGGUGCUGGAUGAGUUCUCCACACAGGUCAGUAGGACAGACUGGCCCUCAGGAUCUCCAUCUACGAUUAACUAUGCAGCCUUGGACGGUUACCUUAGUAAAUAUCAGAAUCCCCGGGAGGCUGACGCUAUGACGAAAGUGCAGGCGGAGCUGGACGAGACCAAAAUCAUUCUGCACAACACCAUGGAGUCUCUGCUGGAGCGCGGGGAGAAGCUGGAUGACUUGGUGGCCAAGUCGGAGGUGCUUGGGCUACAUUCCAAACACUUCUACAAAACUGCCCGAAAGCAGAACUCGUGCUGCGAGAUCAUGUGACCCAGCCAGCUGAGACCGCUGCUCCCACCGCCUGGCCUUCACUCACUUUCAGACCUUUAAAGUACAUGGGACGAAAAGAGACCGCCCGUGGGUGGGGAUCCCCGGUUCCAGGCUGCACCUCUGCGGGCGGUGGGGCUGGGACAGGGCUUUCUCGGCACCCCGGGGCCAUCUAGUUAAACAGCUCUUCCUCGGAAAGGCCGGCAAGGUCAGCCCUGAAGAGACAGUGUGACCAUUCUCCUGCCAGCCCUUUCUGGCCUGAAGGGCUUGUUGCUUUGACAUCUGGCUUGUAAUUGCGGCGCUGGAUUGGCCAGGGGCUUUCACUCCUCAUCUCCAGAGAUCAGACGCGGACUGCAUUCUGGUCACGUUGUUGUUUACAGUCAUAACACUAGAGAGGGACUCCAGUAACUGAGACCAGCCAGCACCACUGCCCAACGUUGAGGGCCCAUCAGCUCAGCCUCCGACUCCUACCCACCCAGCGACUGAACCCUUGGGCGCGGGGCCCGGUUGAUAUGGGCCUCUGAGGAGCGUUGAGAACAGGCGUCAGUGUUGUGGGAUGUAGCCUUGCUGCUCCCAGGGCAGCAGGGGUGCUCCAACUGGAGUCUCGGCCAGCCAGAGGAAGCCAGGCCUGGAAUCGCCAAUUGUUCCCCAUGUUCAGCUGAGGAGUCAGCACUCAUGGUGGCGCUUUCCCAACAGGUGCCACCAAGCCAAGGUCCUCGAGCUUUGCUGCAGGGGAUCUGCCUCCCCACCCCGGCAGUGAGCAGAGAGCCCCCCGGGGGGUGCCGUUCGAUGCGGAGCAGGGGGAGAUGCUGACGUUUUGCCUUGCUUUCACCCUGUUCCUCGCCAAGGGGCUGGUGGGUCUCUCCCCUCCAUGGGUGUCUGGGCUGUGUCACAGUUACUGUCUGUCCUCACCAGGCCGCUCGUCAGCCAGCAUCCCCAUCACUUCGUCCUAACCUGCGGCUCUGGCCCCCGGGGCUGUGCCGCCUCCCACUCUGCACUGGGAGCUGUGCCAAGUGUGCGCUGUGGUGGGGGAGGGUCUCACUGAUCUGCCAGGCCCGGAGCUCCCUGCUGGCUGGUGGAAAGGCUAGAACAUGAUGUUCACGUCCCCUCUCUGUACAGAGAUGGAGGCUGAGCAGAGCCCACCCUGUCCGUCCUUCCAUCCUGUCCGUGGAGCUGCACUUUCCUUCCCCCCUUGGACCUGACUCUUGCUCAUCCUUGCCUUUGCCCAGCACUGAUGUACUGGGAUCAGGCAGGGGGGAACCAGCGUCCUUGGGUGGGGCUCUGAACGGGGAGCAAUCACCUGGGGAGGGGCACCAGGGGAACGAGGCAGCUAAC